CUAAAGUGAAAACCAAUUAUUUAAAAUAUUAGUUAUGCCACUGGUUUUAUUACCUGUUACGGGAUUUUUAAAACCUAAAUAUCAAAUAGUAGGCGAUUAUUACAUUCGAAAUCGAAUUUAGCAACGGAAUAGUUCACUUGAAAUCUUCAUAAAAAUGGCCAAACAUGUUCCAGAGGCGACAAUGGAUCAGCCGAUUUACGCCAGCUUCUUCUGUGUAAUGGGCGUAACCGCGGCGAUUGUGUUCACAACUUUGGGGGCCGCCUAUGGCACGGCUAAGUCUUGCUUGGGCAUUGCCUCGAUGUCGAUAAAGCAUCCGGAGCUGAUUAUGAAAGCGAUUAUACCAGUUGUUAUGGCUGGCAUUAUUGCUAUCUAUGGUCUGGUUGUGGCUGUCCUGCUGGCCGGCUCGCUCUCCCCUCUGUACAGCAGCUUCACGGCCUUCCUCAACUUGGGUGCUGGGAUUGCUGUUGGUCUGUCGGGAAUGGCUUCCGGCUUUGCCAUUGGAAUCGUGGGCGAUGCUGGCAUCCGAGCUACUGCAAUGCAGCCGAAACUUUUCGUUGGUCUCGUCUUGAUACUCAUCUUUGCCGAAGUAUUAGGUCUCUACGGGCUCAUUGUAGCCAUCUAUUUGUUCACCAAAUAAAACUGCCGAAUAAUUAAUGAAUAUAAUUUAA
Messenger RNA from Drosophila mojavensis, 668 nucleotides. RefSeq names its product V-type proton ATPase 16 kDa proteolipid subunit. NCBI's taxonomy places the organism in Eukaryota, Metazoa, Arthropoda, Insecta, Diptera, Drosophilidae. Gene Ontology annotation, molecular function: proton-transporting ATPase activity, rotational mechanism. The coding region runs from base 155 to 637 and encodes 160 amino acids. The transcript has a single exon. Gene Ontology annotation, biological process: proton transmembrane transport. Gene Ontology annotation, cellular component: proton-transporting V-type ATPase, V0 domain. The record is from RefSeq and is a predicted model, not a curated record.